AUGAUGUCCAAGAUGACUGCGGAUUACGAUGCUAUCGUCAUCGGGGCAGGCUUCAGUGGUAUUAGGUCGCUAUGGGAACUUAACCAGCUUCGCCUGACCGUGAAGUGUUUCGACGCUGCAUCGGAUGUGGGAGGCACGUGGUGGUGGAAUCGCUAUCCCGGGUCGCGAACCGAUGGCGAAGCAUGGGUCUACCUUUUGAACUUCGCCCCGGAGUUGAUGGAGGAAUGGGAUUUUCAUGAACGUUAUCCGUCUCAGGAAGAGAUUCAACAAUACUUGAGUCGUGUUGUUGACCGCUACGAUCUGCGUAAGCAUAUCGAAUUUGGUACGCGUAUUGCGGCCGCACAUUACAGUGAUAGUGAGAACAUCUGGACGAUUACCACUGCCAAUGGACUGUCCACGACCUGUCGCUACUUCCUACCGGCGACUGGGAUUUUGUCAAUUCCAAAGAACCCGACUUUUGCGGGGCUCGAGUCGUAUACUGGCGAGUGGUACCAAGCAUCCAACUGGCCUGCGCACAAGGUUGAUUUUCAUGGCAAGCGCAUCGCCAUUGUUGGCACUGGCUCCACCGGAGUCCACCUCAUUCCCAAACUUGCUCCCGCCGCCAAAGAAUUAACUGUGUUUCAACGCACACCAAAUUACGUGCUUCCGGGACGCAACUAUACCAUCGAUGAGUAUCAGGCUGUUGACAUCAAAAAGAACCAUGAUGUCACAUGGAAACUGGCAGAAAUGAACCUCGCGGGUCACGCAUGUAAAGCAUCAGGGAGAACAGUCAAGGGUGUAGCAGACGCUGACAAGAUCAGACAAGUCUUUGACCACGGCUGGGAAGGUGGUUGUUUCAAUUUUCAGAUGGAGACAUUUGAUGAUAUUUUUAUGGACCCAGAAUCCAACGAGCAGGCUGCGGAAUUCAUCCGUCAAAAGAUUCGCGCCAUUGUCCAGGAUCCGGAGAAGGCAGAACUCCUGUGUCCAAAGUAUCCCUUUGGUUCUAAGCGCCCGCCUUCGGGGCACUUCUACUACGAGACAUUCAAUCGACCCAACGUCAAGCUGGUUGAUAUAAGUCAAGAUGGCGUUGAAUUUUACGAAAAAGGGAUCCGCACCAGCUCCGGAGCUGAACACGAAUUUGACAUGAUCAUCUUCGCUCUGGGAUUUGAUGCCGGUACCGGUGCGCUGAACGAAAUGGAGAUCACAGGAAGCCACGACAAAUCUCUUAAGGAAUAUUGGACAGAGAGGCUUGGAACGUUCGCUGGAGUCCUUGUUUCUGGGUUUCCUAACAUGUUCAUAGUUUGUGGCCCUCACAUGCCUGCGGGAAACCAACCAGUUAUGCUGGAGAUAGCAGCGAACUGGAUCGGCAAAACUAUUGGCCACAUGGAAAAGAACAACCUUGCUAAGAUCAACGUAACGGAGCAAGCUGUGGAUGCAUGGUCCGGUCAUGCUGAUGGACUAUGGAAUUCUGUAUGGAUAUCGAAGCCUGCCACCGAGCACCGCUCUUGGUUUGUCGGCACAAAUAUACCUGGGAAGCCUGCCAAGAUCAUGUUCUACUUUGGCGGUGUCCAAGGUUGGAAAUCCUGGCUCGACAACGAAAUCAAUACGGCGUGGGCAAGCAUGCACUUCACUCCGCUCGCACUCAUCAACAAGACGAGCGAAGAUACCUCAGGUCAAGAUACCUCCGUUGGUGGGGUAUCUGUUACAGCUGAGAUGCUGGAGUCGGCCGUCAUGCCCUUGCAAUCCGACAAAGUUGGAAUGUCGGCAGCAGAGAAAUUCAACCUCUGCUCUGCUGCCUGCGCACGGUACAUCGACUGGGCUGUCAAGGAGAUGCAUAACUAUACACUGGCCGUGAAACAGGACCAUCGAGCCCACUGGUGGAAAGCCCUACAGGAGUUCGUAAAUUCAGAGUCGGGGAGGGCGCUCAUUCAACAAAGUCCAAACACCAAAAACGAGCUAGACCAGCUUACCUCUAAGCUGGGUGUGGAAGGCGAGGCUAUAACCCGGAUUGGGCCUGAGAUAGUUCGCAUCCUGACUGGCCAAACCAAUCCGCUUUACCAUGUCCUUAGGGAUGACUUAUUAUUCCGUAUGUACCUUUCCGAUGAAGGUGCCCGACCGAAUCGAUACGUGGCCGACUAUGCAAAGAUGCUCAGCUCUCAUAAAAAAGACUUGAGAAUUUUAGAGGUCGGCGCCGGAACUGGAGGCACGACAUUCCAAGUACUCCAAGCAUGCAGUCCUUCCGGCGAAUCCUUCUGCUCGGAGUAUAUGUACACUGACAUUUCCAACUUCUUCUUUAAGACUGGCCAGACCACCCUGAAAAAUUGGGAACAUCUACUAACGUUCAAAACUCUGAAUGUCGAGAACGACCCCGCAGGACAGGGAUUUGAAGAGCAUUCCUACGAUUUAAUCAUUGCCGCGAAUGUUGUGCAUGCUACGCGGUCUCUGACUAAGUCAUUGGGCACCAUUCACAAGUUGCUGAAACCCGGUGGCGUGCUUGGACUUGUGGAGCUCACGAGGCUGACCCCUUACUUUAACAUCGCUUUUGGCUCGCUUUCGGGUUGGUGGCUUGGUGUCGAUGAAGGCAGAACAGAGAGCCCGUUGCAGUCUGCUGAGCAAUGGAAUGAGCAACUCCAAAAAGCCGGUUUCUCUGGUGUCGAUCUGGCAGCCCAUGAUCUCCCGGAGCCUGAAAGACAUAGUGCCUUAUUGUUAUCGACUGCCCUCGCAGUUGAUUCGAUGACCAAUGGGCUAGUCAAUUAA
Aspergillus tanneri is the source of this 2736-nucleotide messenger RNA. RefSeq names its product bifunctional monooxygenase/methyltransferase psoF (gene psoF). NCBI's taxonomy places the organism in Eukaryota, Fungi, Ascomycota, Eurotiomycetes, Eurotiales, Aspergillaceae. The transcript has 2 exons. The record is from RefSeq and is a predicted model, not a curated record. The coding region runs from base 1 to 2736 and encodes 911 amino acids. Gene Ontology annotation, molecular function: flavin adenine dinucleotide binding; N,N-dimethylaniline monooxygenase activity; NADP binding.